AUGACUAUGACUGAAGAUCAUACAGUAGGACAUACUUCCUCGGUGCGCAAUGCAUCGGCAACCAGAGAGGAGAUGUCACAGGCUAGACUUCCUAUACAGUACCGCGAUGGUUGCGCCGGGCUUCUAAUUCCACUCAAUCGAUGUCGAUUCAAAGAAUAUUACCUACCAUGGAAAUGUGAGAACGAAAGACAUAGCUACGAGAAAUGCCAGUACGAUGAAUUUUUAAUGCGAGUUGCCAAGAUGGAUGAACUAAGAGCUGCGAAAGGUGGAAAAAGAAGCAACUAG
Blumeria graminis f. sp. triticale is the source of this 285-nucleotide messenger RNA. NCBI's taxonomy places the organism in Eukaryota, Fungi, Ascomycota, Leotiomycetes, Helotiales, Erysiphaceae. The record is from the annotation of a GenBank genome assembly.